Messenger RNA from Exophiala viscosa, 1354 nucleotides. RefSeq lists its product as uncharacterized. The transcript has 2 exons. Bases 217 to 1296 code for a protein of 359 amino acids. The record is from RefSeq and is a predicted model, not a curated record. NCBI's taxonomy places the organism in Eukaryota, Fungi, Ascomycota, Eurotiomycetes, Chaetothyriales, Herpotrichiellaceae.
UAUAUUUGUACAUUAGCUCGCGCCUGGAAUACUUCGCCCCUGAAAACCGUUACUGCGUGUAUCAAGCUUGCCCAUAGAUGUUGAACCGUGCCCGGACAUGAGAAGAGAUAUAAAGGUAGGUCCUAAGCAGUGAGUUGAGAGAUUUGUUCCCUGUCUGUCAUCAAAUCUACCAUUCUUCACUCCGUCUUCGAGCAACCAUAUUCAACUCUUGCAAAUAUGGUACAACUGCGUACCGUUCACGCUCAUAAUGCAGCCAUCUUUCAGAGCAGACCCAUUGUCGCAGUCUUCGCUGGAGCUACUGCUGGCAUUGGGGAAGCCACUCUACGUGCUUUAGCAGCUGCUCACGGAACCACGGGCAAGGGGCUUCGGGUCUACAUUGUUGGCAGGAAGAGGGAAGCUUUUCAGCGGAUUGUCUCUGACUGUACUCGUCUUUGUCCCGCCGGCCAGUUCAAUUUCGUCCUGUCGCCGGACUUAUCCCUCUUGACGAAUGUCGACAAAGCCUGCGCUGAGAUCACCAAAGCGGAACAGGAGAAUGCAAAAGGAGAGCAGGCCAGGAUAGAUAUUCUGUGCAUGAGCCAGGGUGAUUUCAACUUCGAUGGAUAUCAAGAGACCAAAGAAGGCAUCGAGUGGCGUUACUCCCUGCUCUAUCAUUCUCGAAUGAAGUUCGUCGUCAACCUUCUACCAUUACUGCGAGGUUCCGACUUUCCGGCUCAUGUCAUCUCAGUCUUCGGUGCUGGCAAAGAAGGAGACCUGCACCUGGAUGAUCUAUCACUGCGCGGAAUCAAAGUUCGCGGCUUGACCAAUGUCAGGUCACAUACUGUAUACCUGCACACCUUCUUCAUGGAGUACCUCGCAGCACAGAACCCUGGGAAACUCAGUCUAGUGCACGUGUACCCUGGCCUAGUGAUGACUCCGGCAUUCAAAAACCCAGGCGUUCCAAUAUGGUUCAAAGCGAUCUGGACCGUUAUCACUCCGGUCACAAAACUACUCACCACUUCUCCUGCGGAAGCCGGUGAACGCAUCUUGUUCCUGGCAUCUCCACUUCGAUUCCCAGCACGAGGAGCCACGGAGCAGAGCACUGCGACGAAAGGUGGAGAGAUCGAAGUGGGUGUCGCAAAGGGUUCCGACGGCAAGGUUGGCAGCGGAGCGUAUGCUGUGGAAAUCAGUGGUGAGGCAGUCGAGAAUGAGAAAGCAGGCUAUAAGAAGUACAGGAAAGAGGGUGUGGGCGAGAAGCUUGUGGCGUAUACAUUGAAGGCUUUCGAGGUCAUCAAAUCCGGGAAAGUCUUCACUGAAUAAUCAAUGUUUUGUUAUAGCUUGCGUUAUAUACUCCAUACAGCAAUAAAUUCACUUUUCG